AUGUCAUCAAAUAAAGAAUUAAAUUUAGAAGAACAAUACGAAGAGUUAUUUAAAAUUGUAAAAAAGAAAUGUAAAACUUUAAUACCAAAUAUUUCAGCCAAAGGAUAUUUUAUAAAUGAAUUAUCAACAUUAGCUAAAACUCAAAAAGAAAAAGUCCAAUUAAAGCAAGCCUUAGAUGAAAAGUUUCAAAGUAUUGAAAGUGGAAAAUACUGUUACACAUGUUUUACAUCAAAGAAUGAUAUUAUAAUGACCAAUAAAUUCACAAAAUACGCUUUAUUUAAUCAAUUCGAUUGCACUGACAACUCAUUAACAAUUCAAUCAGUUAAACCAGUUUGUGACAAAUGUUUUAAAUUAUUAGAUUUUAAAUAUGUUUUUGAAAAAAUAUCACAAUAUCAAAUCGAAAGAUAUAACAGCAACAAUAACAACAACAACACCAUAGGAGACGACGAAGACGAAUGCAUCACUUUAAUUAGACAUUUUGCCCUUUUAAAUAAAAUAGAUAUUUUACAACCAGAUUGGAAAGAAAGAGUUCAAGAAAUUUUUACAAUUUUAUUUUCAUUAUAUAAUAUAAUAAAUAAUUUACCAUCAGUUUCAAUUAAAGUAGGAGGCGAUUCAAAGAAUUUAUUUAAAUAUAACACUUCUCUUGAAGUUUUAAAACAAUUAUAA
Messenger RNA from Dictyostelium purpureum, 666 nucleotides. RefSeq lists its product as uncharacterized. The coding region runs from base 1 to 666 and encodes 221 amino acids. NCBI's taxonomy places the organism in Eukaryota, Evosea, Eumycetozoa, Dictyosteliales, Dictyosteliaceae. The transcript is spliced from 2 exons. The record is from RefSeq and is a predicted model, not a curated record.